AACCAGCUGAGCCGGGGCAGCAGGGUUUCGGGGGAAACAUCACUUUCGAAAGUUUGUCUCAGUUAUUUUCUGGAGUCUCCGAACUAUCAACUGGCCUGGUUUGUUUACAUUUUUUGUCCUCAGGCGUGUGUGUGUGUUUUGUCAGUCAUUUACGACACAGCGCGCUCCAGCUUUUUGGGCUGGUGUUUAGAGACUCGGUCCAGUAAGUAGAAUGUUACCGAGCCAGGUCGGAUCGGCACCAUCUGGAAACGGGUCAGCUUCAGGCAGGGGUACCACAGGACUCGGUUCGGGGGUUGUCGGCGGCGGGAUCCGUCCCGUUUUGGUCAGAGUAGGGCAAGCUUUGCCGGGGGUCAGCGAGAGCGCCGGUGCUGCCGGGCGACAGGGGGAAAGAGACGCCAUCGGGAUGCUGGGGGCUAAUGGUCCGGGGGGUCCGAGAGGUGCGAGACCGGGGAACGGCACAGGGGUGAGCCCUCUACAGAGCGCCCUCCAGGGAAACAUGGUGGGCUUAAACACGGGAGUUGUGUUGCCUCACGCAGCCCGGUUCGACCCGGACAGAGAGAGCGCUCCGCUGUGCAGCGGUUCGGAUAAUGACUCGGACUCCGGAGACGACGAUGACCCCGUGGGUUCACUCGGGGACAGCAGGAGAGGGGUGAAGCGGGAGAGAGGCGAGAUGGAAGCUGCGGUGACGGGGCAGGAGGUGGGGGUACCUCCCGGAGGUUACGGCAUGGUGUCCGGAGGGGUCGCCGGGGCAAAGCCGGGGAAGAAGACACGUGGGCGGGUAAAGAUAAAGAUGGAAUUUAUCGAUAACAAGUUGAGAAGGUACACGACCUUCAGCAAGAGGAAGACGGGUAUUAUGAAAAAGGCCUAUGAACUCUCCACCCUGACGGGAACCCAGGUUCUGUUGCUUGUGGCCAGUGAAACGGGUCACGUUUACACUUUUGCCACUCGCAAACUCCAGCCAAUGAUCACCAGUGAAACGGGCAAAGCACUGAUCCAAACAUGCCUCAACUCGCCAGACUCACCACCACGCUCGGAUCCCUCCACGGACCAGCGCAUGAGUGCCACAGGCUUCGAGGAGACGGACCUCACCUACCAGGUUUCGGAGUCGGAGAGCAUGGGCGACACAAAGGAUACACUGAAGCCGACAUUCACGGUAGCCAGCCUACCAGGCACCACCAGCAGCGCCCAGUCCACAGUACCCACCACCUCCACCACCAUGCAGGUGAGCAGCGGACCUUCGUUUCCCAUCACCAACUACCUGGCGCCUGUCUCGGCCAGCAGCAGUGUCAGCGCCAACGGUACCGUCCUCAAGACCGCCGGCGGCUCCACAGGUGUCAUGCAGCUGCCCAGUGGCUUCACUUUCAUGCCCGCAGGCACUCCUCUCCCCCCCGGCACCCCCACCAUUCCUCUGAGCCAGCUGCAGCAGCACUCCCUGGCCCUCCAGGGGCAGCAUGGUCAGGCUCUGGCCGCCGCCCAGCAGCCACAGCAGGGACAGCAGGCUGUCUUCCGCUUCCCUGCUGCUGUCUCCCUCACAGGAGCGGGGGUUCCCCAGCAGCUUCAGGCUAUCCAGGUCCACCCCAACACCCAGUCCACCUCAAACAACGACAGCAGCCCCGAGAUCUCCCACACCUCCACAAACUCCACCGCUACGGUGAGUCUCCCAGCAACCAUUGUCACCUCGUCAGUGCCAACGUCUGUGGCGGGUCACAUGAUGUACCCUAGCCCCCACACAGUAAUGUACGCCUCCACACCGGCGCUGGCUGACGGGGGGCUGGCUGUGCUCAACGCCUUCUCCCAGAGCACCUCGGCCAUGCAGGUGUCCCACGCACAGGCACAAGACACAGGUGCUGUCCCUCAGGUGUUCCUCACAGCACCUCCAGGCACGGUGCAGAUCCCCGUCUCAGCGGUGCAGCUACACCCAGUACGGCAAGAUCUGCAUUUUACAAAUGGUGAUUGGCCAGCAGUCGAGCGGCAGCAGCAGUAACCUGACGGAGCUCCAGGUGGUCAAUCUGGACGCGGCGCAGAACUCGAAGAGCGACUGACGGACGGCUGGAGCUGUUUAGCACAGCAGACACAGGGACACAGACAUACAGAUGACUGACAUCUCUAUUUAUUGAUGCCUUCCUACAGAGUUUCACACCACACUUCUGAAUGUGACUUUAAAGUUUUUUUUGUUUUUAUAUAUAUUUAUAUAUAAUAUAUAUAUAAUAUAUAUAUAUAUUAUAUAUAAAUAAUAUAAAUUAAUUACACACAAUUACACACAAUCAAGGGCAAAUGUGUGACUGACCCUUAUACAGUAAGUUUUGGUAUAUAAAUAUAUAUAUAUAUGUUCGCAAAUGCAUAGGAAAUAUAUCACUACAUCCAUCAUCUGAACCUAUUUUCUAUGCUGUUAGAUGGUGUCUUUUUGUGUGUGCAUGUUUUUUGAAAAUGUGUAAUUACAUGUACACACACUGCAAGGUGCCACAGCUUCACACCAGCCAAAGAGACAUUUGUUUGUCUGAAUGUUCCAGUGUGAGCAUUUGUGCACAAGCGUGUGUGUCUGUGUGCGCAUGCAUAUCUGGGAUUUGUAAAUGGGUGGGGAGAUGCUUAUUGACUUAACAAAAAAGAACAUUUGGAAAUGUACAUAUUUUUUUUUUUUUUUUGUUUGUUUGUUUUUUAAAUUGAUAACUUGUAUUUUUUAGCUGGCUUAGUUUGUGCAACGGCAUGUAGUUGUUUUUUUACAUAGUGGUUUUGUAUGUACAUGAAAAUGAUUUGCAAAAAGAAAAUGAAUUAUUUACAUGUAUAUGUAAAUUAAUUUAAAAUACCAUCAUGCGUUGAAAUACUGUCAUGCUUUUUGGGAGUUUUCACUACAAGAUGGAGAAAGAACGCUGGAUGUUUUUCUACUUUUUUUUUUUUUUUUUUCCGAUUUUGACAUUUGUAGAACUGUCCCUCAAACAGUAUCGAGUACCUGGGUCAGAAAAUGUUAACCAUAAGAUAUUUAUGAUUUGCUGUAAACAUAUUAACUUUAGCUGGGAAGAUUUCAGCAAAACAGCUGAUGGCAUCACAGUUUAGUAUGACAUCAGUUGUGCACACGUUUCCUAAUGAAGCUCUGAUCUGGCACUUGAGUGUAGAAAUAGUUCAAACUAUGACAAUCUGAUGGAAAUCAUUUUCAUUUAUAUCAACUUUUAGCAUAAUUCUAUCUAUAUUUUCAUCCGUGUUCACACAGAAAUAUGACUACAAUUCUGACAUUUUAUAAACUGUCACAAACAGUUAAUAUCCUUAAGUGAUAUUUAAGGGACUUCAGACUGAACUUGUUCACUUAUUUUUAAAUGUGUGACUUGCUUCUCUGGGUAAAAACCUGAGAGUGCCAAACAGGUUUUUGUGACAUCAGAUAAAUGAAUGAACUUGCGUUGUCUAAUUUGUUUCAGACUACUGACUUGAGUCAGGGUAUUGGACGCAAACCUUGUUUAACAAGACAAGUGUACAGACUUGGCAAUUCCACUUCAAUACUGCAAUCAAGGCGUGACACUCUGUUAUUCAGUUCAGUCCCAAUACUGUAAUACUACAACAGUGAUGACUGGAUGUUUUUAUUAGAACAAGGAUCUCUUCAUUUGGAAAAGUGACUUCAGGUGCUUUAAAAUGUUCUACUCCUUUUGACGAGAACUGUAAGACCCUAGCUGACUGUAAUCUCAGUAUGUACCUCAGCAACCAUUAGGAAUGAGACAGAGUUGUUAGACUGAGGGCCUUCUUUCUGCACCAUAGUGCCUCUUCUCCAUGGCUGAUUCAUAAAUCACUGAAAGGCAAGGGAAAUUUAGGAUCUACUUAUUUCUAGACCACCUCACAUGACUUUGGACCUGUCAUACAAACCUUGGCAGUGCCCAGAGAGCGAGAUUUGACUCAUUUCUACAGAAUUAGUUGGAUGACUGAGCAUGGCAGGCUUGAAGCCAAAGAGAGUCUGUCAGAGGAUAAAGUAUCCAGGCUGACUGCUGUUCAGUUAAUCACUGGCAAGAGAGGUCAUUUUCACGCUUGACGAUCUCUGAUCUGUUCCUGUACAAGUUGUCGUCAUCCUGCAGUGCUGUUUGAACAUGGAAAUUACAUGUUGAAGACAUUCAAUUCUCCCAUUUUAUCUGGUGGUUAUUCAAGAGUAUCAUUUUUAAAGGGGAUUAUUGAACCAAAUUUGUGGUGUUCACCUCGUCGUUGAAAGAAAUGGUUAUUUUGUGUAUUUUUCUUGUACAGACAUUUUUUAAUAAAAAAAAUAAGAUAAAACACAGUGAACUGUUCAAAGAAUGACCACAUCUCCUGCUGAAGAACUUUUUUUUUUAAUUGGGACGGAGAAUGUUAAAACCAUAUUGUCCUGAAUGAAACCUAAUACAUGUGUAUAACAGCAGUGAUGAAAUGAAGACGGCUGAUGAGGAAUAAAUGAACUGCAGUGAGUGGCCUCUGAUUACUGUGUGAAGCAUCGGGAGGCAGGAGGAGUGAGCAUGCACCUUACCUUAAUGUUUCAGUUGUGCAUUGCACAAUCACAUAAACAAACUGGCCAU
This is a messenger RNA of Xiphias gladius (swordfish), 4520 nucleotides long. It is a transcript of the gene srfb, whose product is annotated as serum response factor b. The coding region runs from base 212 to 1984 and encodes 590 amino acids. Gene Ontology annotation, biological process: positive regulation of transcription by RNA polymerase II. Gene Ontology annotation, molecular function: DNA-binding transcription factor activity, RNA polymerase II-specific; protein dimerization activity; serum response element binding. The record is from RefSeq and is a predicted model, not a curated record. The transcript is spliced from 8 exons. Lineage: Eukaryota; Metazoa; Chordata; Actinopteri; Istiophoriformes; Xiphiidae.